GGGCAGCGACGCCGACGUGGGCGAAUCGGAGUCGGAGAUGGAGGACGAGACCUUCAACCCCUCCGAGGAGGACUACGAGGAGGAGGAGGAGGACAGCGACGAAGACUACUCCUCCGAGGCCGAGGAGUCAGAGUAUUCCAAGGAGUCCUUGGGCAGCGAAGAGGAGAGCGGCAAAGACUGGGAUGAGCUGGAAGAGGAGGCCCGCAAAGCCGACCGCGAGAGCCAGUACGAGGAAGAGGAGGAGCGCGGGCGCGGGCGCAAGAGGAAGGCACCGGGGGGGCGCCGCGGGAGCCACCGCCCCCCACCGGGGCCCCCCAAGAAGAAGAGGAAGUGAAGGAGCCC
Pezoporus occidentalis (night parrot) is the source of this 342-nucleotide messenger RNA. RefSeq names its product FACT complex subunit SPT16-like. The record is from RefSeq and is a predicted model, not a curated record. The transcript is spliced from 3 exons. The coding region runs from base 38 to 334 and encodes 98 amino acids. Gene Ontology annotation, molecular function: nucleosome binding. Gene Ontology annotation, cellular component: FACT complex. Gene Ontology annotation, biological process: transcription elongation by RNA polymerase II. NCBI's taxonomy places the organism in Eukaryota, Metazoa, Chordata, Aves, Psittaciformes, Psittacidae.